AUGCCUCGCACAUGCCACUUGGAUAUUCGAAACGCUCUUGCGCUCCGUGCGCCCCGGGGCUUUGUCGUCGCCGGAGAUGUAGAUUUGCGAGGCGGGGGCACACCGCCCACAGCGGCGCAUGCCUCUGGGCAGUCGAAUGUUCCCAUGUCUCGCCCUGCGCACAGCAUGGGCAGCGAGGAAACGCUCAAGGAGCUUCGCGCGGACCCGGCUUCUGGCUUGUCGUCCGACGAGGCUGCCCAACGGUUGGCCAGCGCAGGCCGCAACGAGCUGGAACAGAAGAAAGGUGUGCAACCAAUCAAAAUCUUCAUCGAACAGAUUUUCAAUGCAAUGACUUUGGUACUGCUUCUCGCUCUCGCCGCCAGUUUCGGCAUCCGAGCCUGGAUCGAAGGUGGUAUCCUUGGCGGUAUCAUCCUUCUCAACAUUUUCAUCGGCUACUUUCAGACGCUGCAAGCCGAACGCACGAUUGACUCUCUACGGACACUUGGCAAUCCUACCUGCAAUGUCUUCCGCGACGGUGCCACCAUUAACAUCCAGACCGCAGACAUAGUUCCAGGUGACAUUGUCGACCUCAACACCGGCGACUCUGUGCCCGCAGAUAUUCGACUUCUCGAAGCCAUCAACCUCGAGGCUGAUGAAGCUCUCCUGACUGGUGAAUCAGCUCCCGUGUCCAAGAUCCCCGCCAUGGUCUUUGAUGAGGACACUGGCCCUGGCGAUCGCCUCAAUGUCGUCUUCAGCUCCACAACAAUCACCAAAGGCCGUGGCCGCGGCGUUGUCUUUGCUACCGGAAUGUUCACGGAGAUUGGUCUCAUCGCGAGGGCUCUCCAGGGUGAUGGAAAGGAGGCCGUUCAGGAAAACGGCGGUGCAGAUUCCUUCUUCAAGAGGGCACGAAAUUCUACGGUUGCCGCCCUCGGCGAGUUUUUCGGCUUGACAGUCGGCACCCCUCUUCAAAGAAAGCUCGCGCAGCUCUUUCUCGGGCUUCUGGCCUUUGCCAUCCUUUGUGCCAUUAUUGUUCUUGGCGCCAACAAGUUCAGCACUCACACGGAUGUCAUUCUGUAUGCCGUCACCACAGCCAUCGGCACCAUUCCGGUAUCUCUUCUGCUGGUGCUCACUGUGACAAUGGCUGCCGGAACGAAGAAAAUGCUCCAACGCCAUGUCAUUGUCCGCAACCUGCAGAGUCUGGAGGCUCUUGGCGGAGUUACUAAUGUCUGCUCCGAUAAGACCGGCACCAUCACUCAGGGCCGCAUGGUCGUCCGCAAGGCCUGGCUGCCAGCCUCGGGGACAUACUCGGUCGAAACCACCAACGACGUCUACAACCCAACUGUGGGCGAGGUAUCAUUCACCACCACAGAACCUCGGCAAAUGAGCGCAACAGAGGAGAAGCGUGCGUCCAUGCCGGCCAUCACCCCGACAGAGCAUGUCACCGGGGCACCUGCUCUCCAGUGGUACCUCAACAUUGCGUCGCUCGCAAACCUCGCCACUCUCGAGCAAGGCGGCGACGACGAGGAGAAGGAGUCUGGAGAGUGGAAGGCUCGCGGCGCACCCACCGAGAUUGCGAUCGAAGUCUUUGCCUCACGAUUUGGAUGGAACCGCAUCGUGCUCUCUGAGGGGCCUUCGGCCAAAUGGAGUCACAUUGCCGAGUUUCCCUUUGACUCGGACGUCAAGAAAAUGUCCGUCCUGUUUCGCGACAUGGAAUCGAAGCAGACGCAUGUAUUCACCAAGGGCGCUGUCGAGCGCGUGCUGGACAGCUGCACCAAGAUUGCCCUUGACGAAGACAUACAAGACCUGACCGAAGCAGCCAAAGACAACAUCUUGGCCAACAUGGAGGCGCUCGCCAGCCAAGGCCUGCGCGUCCUCGCCUUGGCCCACAAGAUCAACGAAACCGUCAUCGCCGAGUCUGACUUUGCCCACGGCGCCAGCCCGUCGCGCGACACUUUUGAGCACGGCCUCGUCUUCCGCGGCCUCGUCGGCAUCUACGACCCGCCGCGGCCCGAGUCGGCGCCCAGCGUGCGCGCCUUCCACGCCGCCGGCAUCGUCGUGCACAUGCUGACGGGCGACCACCCGCAGACGGCGCGCGCCAUUGCCCAAGACGUCGGGAUCCUGCCGGCCGAGGACGCGCUGCGCAUGCUCGCCGCCGACGUCGCCGCGUCGCUGAUGACGACGGCGCAGCGCUUCGACGCGCUGUCCGACGAGCAGAUCGACGCGCUGCCGCAGCUGCCGCUCGUGGUGGCGCGGUGCGCGCCCAGCACAAAGGUGCGCAUGAUUGAGGCGCUGCACCGCCGCGGCAGGUACGUCGCCAUGACGGGCGACGGCGUCAACGACAGCCCGAGCCUGAAGCGCGCCGACAUUGGCAUCGCCAUGGGCACCGGCUCGGACGUCGCCAAAGAGUCGUCGGACAUUGUGCUGACCGACGACAACUUUGCCUCGAUCCUCAACGCGAUUGAGGAGGGGCGCCGCAUCUUUGACAAUAUCCAGAAAUUUAUUCUUCACGUCCUGGCGGCGAAUAUUGGAUUCGUCAUCUCGCUGCUCACUGGCCUUUCGUUCAAGGACCAAGAAGGCGUCUCCGUGUUCCUGCUGUCGCCGGUUGAAAUUCUGUGGAUGCUGCUCGGAACUGGUGCAUUCUCGGAAACUGGUCUGGGCUUUGAGAAAGCAGUGCCAGAUAUUUUGAACCGUCCUCCACAUAAUCUCAAAUAUGGUGUCUUUACCCCCGAGUUCAUCUUCGAUAUGGUAGUGUACGGUAUUCUCAUGGCAGGCUGCGUUCUGGGCUCCUUCACUGUCGUCAUUUUCGGCUUCGACAACGGCAACCUCGGCGUCGACUGUAACAACCGCUACUCUCCCGCCUGCGACGAAGUUUUCCGUGCGCGUGCCACCGCCUACGCCACAAUGACUUGGAUAUUCUUAAUCUUCUCUUGGGAGCUCAUCGACUUCCGCCGAUCUCUGUUCUACAUGCCAAACGGCAUUGGUGCUUGGGCAGGACACCUCUGGAGCAACAAGUUCCUCUUCUUCUCGGUCACGGUUGUCUUUGCCAUUGUUUUCCCGACAAUCUACAUUCCUGGACUGAAUCAUCUUGUAUUUUUACACACGGGUAUCACGUGGGAGUGGGCAGUUGUCUUCAUCUCGGUUGGCGUGUGGAUGGUAGGCACUGAGUCUUGGAAGUGGGCGAAGCGUGUCUACUUCCGCCGCACAGCGCCAAAGACGCAGACUUCCCCGGGUAUUACUGACGUAUAG
Akanthomyces muscarius is the source of this 3225-nucleotide messenger RNA. RefSeq lists its product as uncharacterized. Gene Ontology annotation, cellular component: plasma membrane. Gene Ontology annotation, molecular function: ATP binding; ATP hydrolysis activity; P-type calcium transporter activity. The record is from RefSeq and is a predicted model, not a curated record. The coding region runs from base 1 to 3225 and encodes 1074 amino acids. The transcript has 6 exons. Lineage: Eukaryota; Fungi; Ascomycota; Sordariomycetes; Hypocreales; Cordycipitaceae. Gene Ontology annotation, biological process: intracellular calcium ion homeostasis; calcium ion transmembrane transport.